AUGUUUAAUUAAAGAUACAUGUUACAUCGCUACUGUACAAUAUUUACUGUACUUGCUAUCGAUAACGUGCAAUCGAAAUCGGUGAAGUUCGCUGUGACUGGCAGUCGAGGCAGAAGAAGAUAGUAAACAAAAUGGCGCGCAAUGCAGAGAAGGCAAUGACAACUUUGGCACGUUGGCGGGCCGCAAAAGAAGUGGAAUCUGGUGAAAAGGAACGCCGGCCCUAUUUGGCCUCCGAGUGCCACGAUUUGCCCAGAUGCGAGAAGUUCCGCCUGGAGAUUAUACGCGACGUAUCGAAGAAGGUGGCCCAGAUACAGAAUGCUGGCUUGGGAGAAUUCCGGAUUCGCGAUCUGAACGAUGAAAUCAACAAGUUGCUACGUGAGAAACGGCAUUGGGAAAAUCAGAUAUCCGCAUUGGGUGGCCCCCACUAUAGACGCUAUGGUCCCAAGAUGUUCGAUGCGGAGGGUCGCGAAGUUCCCGGCAAUCGAGGCUACAAAUACUUUGGAGCCGCCAAGGAUCUGCCGGGCGUUCGCGAGCUCUUUGAGCAGGAUCCUCCGCCGCCACCCAGAAAAUCCCGAGCUGAACUAAUGAAGGACAUAGAUGCCGAAUACUACGGCUAUCGGGACGACGAAGAUGGUGUCCUAAUCCCUCUGGAGGAACGCAUCGAACGAGCGGCCAUUCAGAAGGCCGUGCAGGAAUGGCGCGAGAAAAUGGCCAGAGAUGGUCGCAUAAUCGAUGACGAAGAGGAGGACGAAAUAUAUCCUCUUUCGGGACCAGCACGCGAAGCCAUCGAGGAUGCCAAGGCUCGAGCCGCCGUGGAGGAUCCUCACGGCCUUUUGGCACCCAAGUUCACCGCCCACGUUCCCGUGCCGACGCAACAGGAUGUACAGGAAGCUCUGCUCCGCCAGCGGAAAAAGGAACUGCUGGAAAAAUACGCCGGUGGCGCUAACUAAGCUCAAUAAACAUUCUAAACUCUUAGUUAGAUACAUUCAAA
This is a messenger RNA of Drosophila simulans, 991 nucleotides long. RefSeq names its product pre-mRNA-splicing factor ISY1 homolog. Gene Ontology annotation, cellular component: Prp19 complex; post-spliceosomal complex; post-mRNA release spliceosomal complex. Gene Ontology annotation, biological process: mRNA 3'-splice site recognition; generation of catalytic spliceosome for second transesterification step. The transcript has 4 exons. The record is from RefSeq and is a predicted model, not a curated record. The coding region runs from base 132 to 950 and encodes 272 amino acids. Lineage: Eukaryota; Metazoa; Arthropoda; Insecta; Diptera; Drosophilidae.